Molecule: messenger RNA, 858 nt
Organism: Knipowitschia caucasica
Lineage: Eukaryota; Metazoa; Chordata; Actinopteri; Gobiiformes; Gobiidae
Source: the annotation of a GenBank genome assembly
AUGGACCCAGUGUGGAUGUGUCUGCUCCUGUCUGCUCUCCAUCUCUCCUACAUCUCUGGAGCUCCAGUGAACGUGGACGUGGGCAUGUGCAGGCCGCACUGUGGAGGGGCGUCCCGGGCUGUCCAUGACGCAGCGCAGAGGGACUUCUCCAAACACCCGUCUAUGCUCGACUUCAUCAGGAGCAAAAAGCAGAGAACGCACGCGGCCUCUCCACACGCACACGCACAAGAGCAGAAGCGGCUGCCGUCCUGCGGGCUGGAGCAGGUGUGCGAGCCCACCGGGAUGCGAGUGCAGAGGGUGCUGCUGUUCGAGGGCCCCCGGGAGGUGGAGGUGAUCGAGGACUGUCACUGUGAGCUCAGACUCACGCAGUGCAUCCGCGUGCCCGCGCUCAAGACCUACUACGCACAGACGCCCUAUGAGGCUGUUAUUGACGUGGGAGGGUGCUCCAGGUCCAAGGGAGCGCCAGAGGGCUUCUCGUGCGUUCCAACUCAGUUCGACUCGGCGCUGGUGGAGACUCCAAACAAAGUGGAGCUGAUCCAGACGGUGGAGGCCUGUGAGCUGAAGGAGAGCUGCUACAGAGUUUCUCAUGUGGAAUAUUACUACGAGAUCGUGCAGCACAACGAUGGAGUCAAAGAGGAGCAGCUCAAGGAAAUAGACGUGGGCAGAUGUCUGGGAGGCUGCACCACAGGAAACCGCUGUCUUCUCAGAAGUCCAUCUGACCCAGCGAUCUGUCACUUAUGGGCCGAGCGACAGUCCAGCUCCUGUGUGCCACAGGGAUAUGAAAGCCACAGCUUCACAAACCAGUACGGACAGAUGCGCACAGUGCACUCCAUCAGCUCCUGUCUGUGUCAGGAGUGA